Trachemys scripta elegans is the source of this 3859-nucleotide messenger RNA. RefSeq names its product CD276 antigen-like. The transcript is spliced from 7 exons. NCBI's taxonomy places the organism in Eukaryota, Metazoa, Chordata, Testudines, Emydidae. The record is from RefSeq and is a predicted model, not a curated record. The coding region runs from base 1308 to 3155 and encodes 615 amino acids.
AUUCCCCCAGGAGCCAAAAUGUAAGAAUUCUGCAGUUGGCAGAUGUGGGCUAAUCAGCCCCCUCACAUCGUGAUGACUCAUACAUCUAAGCCCUGAACCACAUGUUUAAACAUUAAUUGGAAAUAUGUUCUUAGCAUUAGCUACUAUAAGUGGGCAUUCUUGUCAUCUGUAUAAAUGUCCAAUUCCUUCUUGAAUGUUAAGUUCUUAGCCUCUGACUUUUGGUGGCUAUCAGUUCUACACUAAUAAUUAUGUAUUUAUUUCUUUUCAUCAGUUUAGAACUUGUCACCUUUGUUCCCUUGUUCCUGUGGUAUGAAAUGGGAAGAGCAGAAACUCCUGAUCUACCAUCUCUAUACCAUACCUUAUUUUAUACUUUUAUUCCCUGUUGUUUAUGUCCUUUCCAAAAUACAGAAUCUGCAUCUUUUCAGUCUCUCUUCCUAUGAGCUUUUUCCAUGGACAAGUAGUGUAGACAAGCCCUAAUCAUUCUUGUCACCCUUCUGUGAACCUCUUCUUAUUUUGUAAUAACCACUGCUGUAAACCAAUAACUACUGUAGUUUUAUUUUUCCUGUGACAUUUUUGUAACCAUGGCUCAUCUGCACACUUUGGGGAAGCUGGGUGGUUAUUUUUUUUUUAUAUCUUAGGGAGCCCUGAGCUUGGGGGCAGCCCCCUGGGUCUCGGGCAGCCCCCAGGGCUUGUGGGAGGGAGAAUGGUGAGUUUCUCUGUCCCGGGGGAAGAGAACGGGCGCACAAGGGGUCCGCCCCUCGCUCGGUGGGGAAGGCGGCGGAACCCCAGUCUGGCACCCGAGAAGCCGCUGCCAUGCCGGCAAUCGGAGCGAGACGCCUACCAAGCAGCUCCGUGGCUCCGCUUUAGCGCCGCAGCCUGAGAGCGGGGAGGAGCCGAGUUCGGGGCCGCUAUUCUCCUCCUCGUGCAAGCGUCCUAGCGCUUCGGGCUGCCCGUGCCCGGCGCGUAUUCACUUCCUUGCCAGAGAAGUUUGCCCAGGUCAAGUGCCCGGUUCCCCCGCCGUGGGAGCCGGGUUCCACCGGCCCGGGGACAGUUUUACCAGGCGGCCGAGGAGAGCGACUCCCUGCUCUGACACCCCCCCCCCCUUGCCCUGCAGCGCCCUUUCCUGAGCCAAGCCCCUGGCUGCACCCCGCUGCGGGGGGGCAUCAGUCUUAGCUUUCCCGGCACGUCUGGGGGCGGGGCCCUUCUCGGGGCGAGGCUACUCCUGGCUGCGCUAACUUCUCCAGCAGUUCAAAGUGCACCUGCUGCGGCGGCUCCUUCCCGGCUCCCCGCCCUGCCCACACCGGACUAUGGAAGCGCUGCUCAUGCUGGUGCACCUCGUGGCUGCAGCUACAUUGGAAAUCAAGACCAGCCCUUCCCCAGUAUUCUGUCUGGUGGACAAACAUAUUGAGUUGCAUUGUAAUUUUACAAUCUGGAAGAGUGUUAAAUUGGAGGAUGUGGCAGUGAAAUGGACCAUAAACAAUGAAUUUGGAGAGAAGACCAUAUACCAGUUUGAUGGAAAGCAUACGUUAUAUCACCGGAAUGGGGCCUUGGUGAAUCCUCAAUUACUAACCCAGGGCAGCGCAUCACUGAACCUGCAUAAUGUGACAUUAGAUGACGAAGGGAUCUACACAUGCACUGUUUUAAUAACCCCGCAAUAUGGAAGUGGGACAAUCCAGCUCCAAGUAAGAGCUCAGCCUACAGUGUUGCUGUCACCCCAAAACCCCGAAAUUACCGCAGGGGGAGAGAAAACCUUUUCCUGUGAUGUUCAUCAAUUUUACCCUCAAGAAAUUGACAUCUCCUGGCUGGUUAGGAAGUAUGGCAGUAAACACGAGAGACCUUUAACGCAGGAUAUCUGCACGGGAGUCCCACUGGCUCAUGAUAAAAAGGGCAUGUUCACCGUGCUGAGUCGGGUGACCCGAGAGGUGUCUGAAGAGGAUGAUGGAUCCUUGUACAUCUGUGAAGUCCGACAUGAAUCUCUGGAAAAGCCGCUGAGAGGAAAUACAACCAUAUUUGUCACGACCCCAAAGCAGUAUCAUCGGGAUACUGGGUUCAUUGUUGGAGUGGCUGCUGCUUGUAUUGUGAUAACUGGAGCGUGUAGUAUAUUUUUGACCAUAUUCUAUCAGGAACAACUUAUGAAAGUGCCACCUCAGGUUUCCUUGAUUAACAAACCAGAUGUGAUCCCGAUUAAUGAGAAGCUGAAGCUGAUGUGCAACAUAAAUGGGUUUAGACCAAAAGCGAUUAGUGUGAAAUGGUACCGGAGAACCCCCCAAAUGCCAUCAAGUGAAGCUCCUGGAGAAGCCUCUUUUCUUCUGGGUCCGAGAGACGAUAUUACUGACAAGGCAAGGCAGCCUUUGGAAACCAAUGGCAAGUUCUUCAGUGUUCCAUCCUGUUUGACCUACACACCCACCAUCCGGGAUGAUGGGGCAGUGUUUGAAUGCAGCGUUGAGCACAGCGCACUGAAAAGCGCCAUAUGGAUGAGCACCACGCUGAGUGUCACAGCUCGGCCGACAAGUCUCUACAUCACUAGCUGGCCUCAGGCUCCCACGGUAGGAGAGACGCUCAUUCUGAGCUGUGUAGUAGAGAAAUUUUACCCGAAGGAUAUCACUUUGACUUGGUUUCGAAAUGGACAACUGGUUAGCGAUGUGACACAGUUUGGACCUUUCCCUUGUGAAAUUGACUAUUUCAGUGUCUGGAGCCAGACUGAGUUUAUACUGACCAAUGAGGACGAAGGGGCAGUUUAUAUCUGUCAGAUAAAACACAGCAGCUUUGGAAAUAUAGAAGAACUCUUCUAUGAAGUUAACUUGCAAGGGACACCCCCUGAAGUUCUCUGGAUCACCACAGACCCCUCCAUUCCUGUGGCGGGAGAGGAGCUGAGGCUGAACUGCAGGAUCAAUAACUUCUCCCCUAACGUGAUCGCUGUGAACUGGUUCCGAGAUGGGCAGCUCCUGCAAGCGGGAGUCUGCCAUUCAGUCUCCAUAAUGGGGGCCAAUGGUUUGCACUCCAUCUGGAGCGUUUUGAGAGUCACGCCCGGAAGGGAAGAGGAAGGAGCAGUGUUUACGUGUCGGGUGACACAUGCUGCUUUAAGGGACUCUGUAGAAAGAUCAUACACUCUGCAGCUGCCUGGUAUGUCCUGUACAGCGUGUUUGAUUGGAUAGUUCAUACAGUGCCUGAACAACGGAGAUUAGUUUAAAGCGAAGUGUGGUCAAGGGGCCAAAUGAGGCCUGUAGCGUGCCAGAGGGAGGCCUAAAGUGAUGGUGUGAGCCGAUGGCUGUGAGCUAGGAACUUAAUGAGACCUGAUCUCAGCUCUGACACAGACUCCCAGCAUGCUUAAUCUCUCCGCCUAAGAGCCCCCAUCUGUCCAAACACUCACUUACGUAAGGGUGGAGCGAGGAGUGCUGUGUUUGUAAAGCGCCUCAUUUCUAAUUAUUGUUAUGUUAUUAGAAUGCAGCCUGUGGCUGCUCUCGGCAUGUAAGCGUAGGACGGGAACAAAGCUGAUCAACUGCAGGUUUUUAGGGCUGGUGAAAUGUUAUGAAACACAGAGCCUCUGAGUAGCUCUAAGGUCAUCCUAGCCCCUCCUGCAUCCCAACAGCUAGAGGUGAGCACUGCACCAGGGGAUGCUUGGACUUUGCUGGUGCGUUCCCCUCCCCCUCCCUCCUCCUCUUUUGUAUUGGUCUCUGGCUACCAGAUUUAGUCCUUGGGCUAGUUGGUGUCUGUUACAUUUUCCAAGUCCUGCACUCAUAUAUGGGAUCCUCACUGUGGUCAGCGAAUGCAACUUUCUGCAUCACAAAUGGCAACAUUUCGCCCAGGACAAAUAAGGCAAAUUUUGUUUAUGAAUUUGCUCCAUAGGGAAAUGUCAUUU